ACCUGAACUCCAUCUAUGCUUUCUGAUGUACAGAUCGAUGACAAAGAAUUUGACAUUCCUCAAGUUGAUACUCCUCCAACACUAGAGAGCAUCUUAAAUGAGACUGAUGAUGAAGAAGAGUCUUUCGUUUUGGAGGAUCCCUUUCUCUUGAACGUUGAUAACACAGAUACACAUUCCUAUGACACAUCUUCUGUAGCGAGCUCUGACAGUGGGGACCGGACACAUCUGAAAAGGAAGAAAAAACUCCCUGAUUCUCUUUCACUCCAUGGAUCAGUUAUACGGCUCUCACUUCUGAAAGGAAUUUCUGCCCAAAUAGUAUCUGCAGCAGACAAAGUGGAUGCUGGCUUGCCCACUGCAAUUGCAGCAUCAAAUCUGAUAGCAGUGGGGACUUCCCAUGGGUUAGCACUGAUAUUUGGAAAAGAUCAAAACCAGGCUCUUCGGCUGUGUCUGGGCAGCACUGCUGUUGGGGCCCAGUAUGGGGCUAUCUCUGCUCUCAGUAUCAACAAUGACUGUUCGAGGCUCCUGUGUGGCUUUGCGAAAGGACAGAUCACAAUGUGGGAUCUGGCCAGUGGGAAGCUGCUACGAUCAAUAACAGAUGCCCACCCACCAGGAACAGCCAUUUUGCACAUCAAGUUUACAGAUGACCCGACGCUUGCAAUUUGCAAUGACAGCGGAGGCUCCGUAUUUGAACUGUCAUUUAAGAGGGUUAUGGGAGUGAGAACGUGUGAAUCUCGAUGUCUCUUCAGUGGCUCAAAGGGGGAAGUUUGCUGUAUUGAACCAUUACAUGCAAAAGUUGAGCUGAGAGACCAUCCUAUCACCCAGUAUUCACUGCUGGCCAUGGCCUCCUUAACAAAGAUACUGGUUAUUGGCCUGAAGCCAUCUCUGAAAGUGUGGAUGACCUUUCCUUACGGUCGUAUGGACCCUUCUAGUGUCCCUCUUCUGGCGUGGCACUUUGUGGCCAUACAGAACUCUGUGAACCCCAUGCUUGCAUUUUGUCGAGGAGAUGUUGUUCAUUUUCUUCUGGUAAAGAGAGAUGAUACUGGUGCAAUACAUGUCACUAAGCAGAGGCAGCUUCAUCUACACUAUGACCUCAUCAACUUUACUUGGAUAAACUCACGGACAGCAGUGCUUCUGGACAGUGUGGAGAAGCUGCACGUUAUAGAUCGUCAGACACAGGAGGAGCUGGAGACCAUAGAGAUCUCCGAAGUUCAGCUAGUCUACAACAGCAGCCACUUCAAAUCACUGGCUACAGGAGGCAACGUCAGCGAAGCCCUGGCAUUGGUUGGAGAGAAAGCUUGUUAUCAGUCCAUCAGCAGCUGUGGUGGUCAGAUCUUUUACCUUGGAACUAAGUCUGUUCACGUCAUGGCAUUGAGAAGCUGGAGAGAGAGAGUUGACCACCUCCUGAAACAAGAGCGUCUCACGGAUGCCCUGGCUCUAGCUUGGUCUUUUUAUGAAGGUAAAGCAAAGGCUGUAGUAGGCUUGUCUGGGGACACAAACAAGCGGAAAGCAGUCAUUGCAGACAGAAUGGUUGAAAUCCUUCUCCAUUAUGCUGAUCGGACUUUGAAGAAAUGUCCUGACCAAGGAAAAAUCCAGGUUAUGGAGCAACAUUUUCAGGACGUGGUGCCUGUCAUAGUUGAUUACUGUCUGUUGCUCCAGCGCACGGAUCUAUUAUUUAACCAGAUAUAUGAUAAGAUGGGUGAGAAUUCUGUAGCUAAAGGCAUCUUUCUGGAGUGCUUGGAGCCAUAUAUCUUAAGUGAUAAGCUGAUGGGAAUCACAGCUCAAGUGAUGAAAGACUUACUGCUUCACUUCCAAGACAAGAACAGGUUGGAAAAUUUGGAAGCCUGCAUUGUGCAUAUGGAUAUCACCAGCUUAGACAUACAGCAGGUAGUUCUUCUGUGCUGGGAAAACCAUCUCUAUGAUGCCAUGAUCUAUGUCUACAACAGUGGAAUGAAUGACUUCAUUAGUCCUAUGGAGAAGCUGUUCAAAGUCAUUGCUCCUCCACUGAAUGCUGGGAAGUCUCUCACAGAUGAGCAGGUGGUAAUGGGCAACAAGCUGCUUGUAUAUAUAAGCUGCUGUUUGGCAGGCCGUGCGUAUCCAUUGGGUGAUAUUCCUGAAGAUCUGGUACCUUUGGUUAAAAAUCAGGUCUUUGAAUUUCUCAUCCGGCUGCAUUCAACUGAGGGAUCUGUGGAUGAAGAGGUUUACCCUUAUGUUCGUACCUUGCUGCACUUUGACACUCGGGAAUUCCUUAAUGUUCUUGCUCUGACUUUUGAAGACUUUAAGAAUGACAAGCAAGCUGUGGAGUAUCAACAGAGAAUUGUGGACAUACUUCUGAAAGUCAUGGUAGAGAAUUCUGACUUCACCCCGUCACAGGUUGGCUGUCUCUUUACCUUCCUUGCCCGUCAGCUCGCCAAGCCCAACAACACAUUGUUUGUGAACAGGACACUUUUUGACCAGGUCCUUGAAUUUCUGUGCAGUCCGGAUGAUGACUCCCGCCAUUCAGAGAGACAGCAGGUCCUUUUAGAAUUGCUCCAGGCAGGAGGGAUAGUACAGUUUGAAGAGAGCCGUCUUAUCCAAAUGGCAGAAAAAGCUGAAUUCUAUCAGAUAUGUGAGUUCAUGUAUGAACGAGAGCUUCGCUAUGACAAGAUAAUUGGCUGUUACCUGCGUGACCCAGUGAGAAAAGAAGAAGUUUUCAACUAUAUUCACAACAUCCUGUCCAUGCCUGGCUACAGUGCUGAAGAAAAGCGGUUGGUGUGGCAGAAAGCUUUGGAACAUAUAGAGGAGUUGCUGUUGCUGAGCCCGUGUAAAGCAGCUGACUUGGUAGCCAUUCACUUCAGUGAGCAGAUUGAGCGCAUCAUUACAAACCUCCAGGACCAGUUCUUACUCUUUCAGUUUCUGAGGAGUCUACUUGAUCCAAGAGAAGGCAUUAACCAAGACCUGAUACACUUACCACCCUGCAUCUCUGAGCAGUUCAUUGAGCUGCUGUGUCAGUACAGCCCAGACCAGGUUCUGGAGACGCUUAAAGUCCUGGAAUACUGCAGACUGGAAGAAGCCAUCCAGAUAACCCAGAAACACCAGCUCCAUGAAGCUUCUUCAUAUUUACUGGAGAAGAAGGGAGAUAUCCAUGGUGCCUUUUUGGUUAUGCUUGAGCAAUUGCAGAGCAAGUUGCUGAUGCUUACACAAGAUGAUGAAAGCUCAGCUGAGCAACCCUUGCUGGAAAAUAUUGAAGAUACCUUAAUGAAAACAAUUGCCCUUUGCCAGAGAAAUUCACACAAUUUAGACCAGCAACAGCGAGAGGCCCUCUGGUUUCCCCUGCUGGAGGCUAUGAUGUCCCCACAGAAAUUGGCUGGUUCUUCACAGUGUCGAUACUCCGAAUCUUUGAAGAGUUUGACAAUGCAAGUGCUGAACAACAUGGCUGCAUUUAUCGCUCUUCCUUCAAUCCUGCAGAGAAUUCUACAGGAUCCAGUUUAUGGAAAAGGGAAGCUCGGAGAAAUUCAAGGACUUGUCUUGGGAAUGCUGGACACUUUCAACUAUGAACAAACUCUUUUAGAGACAACUACGAGUCUUUUAAACCAUGAUCUCCACUGGUCCCUGUGUAACCUAAGAGCUUCUGUCACUAGAGGGCUUACCCCAAAGCAAGAUUACUGCUGCAUUUGUCUACAACAGUACAAAAGAAGGCAAGAAACUGCUGAUGAAAUAAUUGUUUUCAGCUGUGGCCACUUGUACCAUUCGCUGUGUCUGCUGAGUAAAGAGUGUGGGACAGUAACUAAGGGCCUGAUGAGGUGGAUGUGCUAUAAAUGCAACUCAAGUAACAAGGGAGGAAAACUGAUUGAGAACUUCUCAGAACUAAAAAAAGGAAGUGGAGCAUCCUCAGCACAGACAAGUUCAGAGUCUCUGUUGGAUCCUCAGCAAAUCCAAGCUUUUGACCAACUCUGCCGACUCAACCGAGGAACCUCCAGACUGGCUCUGCUGACAGAACUGUCUCGCGGCCACGGCGGUGAAAAGCAUGGGCUGCUCAGCGUUUCCCACGGUGACCCAGCCACCAGCAGCGUCUUCCAGAAUGAGAACUUCCAGCUCCACCUGGCCCCCCCUCCGCUGGCUGAAGACUAGCUUGCUCUCCUACCUUCAGCCCUGGCAAGUUGGUUGCAGGUUGUGGUGGCGGGAGCCUUUCCACCACAGCGCUGGGCUCUGCCGCCUUCCCCAGAGCCCGCUGUGCUGAGCUGGGGGUUUGCAGCACUGGGUCAUCUCCCGGCUCUGCUGCUGCUUCUCACUAAACCGAGGCAGUGGUGAGGCAGCUGGGCUGGAAGUGUGAACUCUGGGGGCAAACCCAAGUGUGCCGAAGCACCGCGCAGCGCUGGCUGCCUGUGCUUCACCCGGAGGCAAAGCCUUUGCCAGAGCACCGAGUCAGGUCCACUCCCCCGGAGGGGCACAGCCUGUCCUGUGCCCAGAGCUUGUGUUUCACCGUGCUGUAGUGUUCUGGUGGAUGGGUGCCAUACCUGAGUUCUAGCUGUAAUAAAAGCAGCUGUUUUGCCAAGGCCUGGCCUCCUGAAUCAUGGCAGCAGCUGUGGGGGCUGAGGGCACAAAACAGGCAAACCUGGAAAAGGCUGAAGAAUGCAAAAACCAAUACAUGUGUGAGCAAACUAAGCUGCCCACAGUGUGUUCUUACAAACUUCCAUUAAAAAAGCCCUUGGUUGAACUUAGCUGUGUGAGCUGUGCAUGUGGGCAGUAGGUAAGGGGGCUGCUGGGUGUGCAGUGCUGCUGCCUACUGUUUUCUUAGGACGAUUGCCACUGACGUCUGGCAGAGAAAAUGCAUCUUGUCACUGCAGGUGAAGCACAAGCCUGCCCCCUGCCUUGUACCUAUGUUGGGGGGCUUGGGGGGGGGUUGGGGUGUAAAAAGGUGCUGCAGGCUCUCGGGGGCUGCAGAGGGGGAGGACUGGUGUGAUGGGUGCUGAUGGUCAGAGGAUUGUCAGUACUAAGCUCAACCCACUGGUCU
This is a messenger RNA of Athene cunicularia (burrowing owl), 4990 nucleotides long. It is a transcript of the gene VPS8, whose product is annotated as VPS8, CORVET complex subunit. Gene Ontology annotation, biological process: endosomal vesicle fusion; protein targeting to vacuole. Lineage: Eukaryota; Metazoa; Chordata; Aves; Strigiformes; Strigidae. Gene Ontology annotation, molecular function: protein binding. The coding region runs from base 16 to 4107 and encodes 1363 amino acids. The transcript has 45 exons. Gene Ontology annotation, cellular component: CORVET complex; HOPS complex; early endosome. The record is from RefSeq and is a predicted model, not a curated record.